CUCCGGCCCACACCGGAAAUGAAGUCAGACAGAGAACCGCACCCCCCGGCGGGGAGACUGGGCCCCAAAAGCGGCGCCAGUUGGAGGUGGCUGCGGCAGCUGAUGUGGCCCUCAUGGAUGAGCUGGUGCAUGACUUAGCCUCAGCCUUGGAGCAGACAUCUGAGCAGAAUAAGCUUGGUGAGCUGUGGGAAGAGAUGGCCCUGAGCCCUCGCCAGCAGAGACGGCAGCUUCGGAAACGCCGAGGUCGGAAGCGCCGGUCUGACUUUACUCACCUGGCAGAGCACACCUGCUGCUACAGCGAGGCCUCUGAGUCCAGUCUGGAUGAAGCUAUUAAGGAUUGUCGAGAAGUUGCCCCAGUCACCAAUUUUAGUGACUCUGAUGACACAAUGGUAGCCAAACAGCACCCAGCUCUCAAUGCCAUUGUUAAGAGUAAGCAGCAUUCUUGGCAUGAAUCUGACUCCUUUACUGAAAAUGCACCUUGUCGACCACUCAGGCGCCGGCGGAAGGUGAAGCGAGUGACUUCAGAGGUGGCUGCCAGCCUUCAGCAGAAGCUGAAGGUGUCAGAUUGGAGCUAUGAGCGAGGCUGCAGGUUUAAGUCUGCUAAGAAGCAGCGUCUGUCUCGCUGGAAAGAAAAUACUCCCUGGACCUCAUCAGGCCAUGGGUUGUGUGAAUCGGCAGAAAAUAGGACUUUCCUAAGCAAAACGGGAAGGAAAGAAAGAAUGGAAUGUGAAACAGAUGAACAAAAACAGGGCUCUGAUGAGAACAUGUCAGAAUGUGAAACCAGCAGUGUGUGUAGCAGCAGUGACGCUGGGCUCUUUACCAAUGAUGAAGGACGGCAAGGGGACGAUGAACAGAGUGAUUGGUUCUAUGAAGGAGAAUGUGUCCCAGGAUUCACUGUUCCUAAUCUUCUGCCCAAGUGGGCUCCUGAUCAUUGUGCCGAAGUAGAAAGAAUGGAAUCUGGAUUGGAUAAACUUUCAGAUUCCACAUUCCUUUUACCUUCUCGGCCAGCUCAGAGAGGAUACCACGCUCGCUUGAAUCGUCUACCAGGAGCUGCAGCUCGAUGCCUCAGAAAGGGGCGAAGAAGGCUGGUUGGGAAGGAGACCAGCGUAUGUACUCUGGGUACUGAGAGGAUAAGCCAUAUCAUCAGUGACUCCCGGCAGAAAGAAAAGAAUAAAGCGUUGCCGUCUGAUUUUCCUCACAUUUCUGCUUGUGCACAUGAGUUGAAUCCCCUCUCUCCCCUUUACUCCCUGGAUGUUCUUGCGGAUGCUUCUCACCGAAGGUGUUCACCAGCACACUGCUCCUCCAGACAGGCAAAUGCACACUGGGGAGCCCCAUGCUCACGUGACAUCAAGAGGAAACGGAAGCCGGUGGCCACAGCAUCUGUGUCCAGCCCCAGUGCAGUUCACAUGAAUGCAGUAGAACUGACCACACCAGCAACGCAAGACCAGAAAUCUCCGAAUUCUGAGUGGUUGGUCCGGACCUCUGCAGCAGACAAAGCCGCUGACUCAACUACAGCAACAUUUUUUAAAACGCCACAGGAGAAGAGCCCUGGAUGCAGCUAGAGUUUGGGUUCCCUCCCCUGGGAGCUGGCUGCAAGUGUUAUCCAGUCUUGCAGCUCCUAGUGGACAUUCCCAUCCUUUCACCUCCAGGACCGACACCUCUGCACUCACAGCUGCCAGCUCUCUUUGAAAGUCAUGUUGUGGGAACCUUUUUAUUUCUUUUUAAUAAGUAAAGUGUUGAGGCAGCAGUUUUCUUAUUUUAAAGGUCAUCCUGUGCUGUGUGUGUUACCUUAUUGCUAUCCUACUUUCACCUACAGCUCUUUAUAGAGCCGUUCAUUUUUGUAGGUAUGUCUUUUUUCUUGAAAAACUAGAACUACUUUUGCACCCCUCUUGUGUACAGCCUUUGGUGCCAUUUAAGGAAGGCCCAAAUUUGCAGCCAAUCCAAACAAAUUUCUGCGUGGAAUCGUGUCUGCAGCAGAAGAGGCCUGCCUAGAGCCAGGUCUUGAUUCACUCAGAGUACCAUUAAGAUAAGUGUCUGAGUUCGCAGUUUGGCGCACAGGCCUAGGGAACUUCUUCGGCUUUUCUGUGGUGGUCUGAUGGGGUCACCAGCAGCUGCACUAUACCUCAUCUUCAGUGUGUUUGUGUUCUGUGGAAAGAGGGCACAUCUACACGCACAGAUAGGUGUAAUGAAGAAGAUGGUUUACAUCAGUGACUGUCUCGGUGAUGCAGACACCCUGCUGCAGCACGUGUGCCGUAGGUUCACCACCACAGAAACUUCAGUAGUCAGCAGAUUAUGUCUUACUGUUCCGUGUCACCGUGUAAGCCUUUGUGUCCUGAGUGGGACUUUAUUGUUGGUGUUAUAUAUAGUCAAUAACCUGCAGCAGAACUUGAUACUCUAUUAUAAUAAUGGCUGCUUGGGGCCAUGCUUGGGGGAGGAAAAAUGUCUUUUUGACACGCCUUUAUACUUGGCGUGUUUAUGAUGACUCAGCUACACAUCUCUACAGUAGUGCCGGAAGUCAGACACUACUUUGUCAAAAUGAGGAAUCAGUGACUGCCUGGAGCUGCUGGAGAAAAGCCACACUUUCUAAAAAGUAUUACCAAGAGUGUCUGUCACUGAGGAGCCUGGUCGACAGAAGGGGUUUUUUUUUGUUUUGUUUUGUUUUUUGUAUGACUUGAGUGCUUUUACUCUGAAAUACUUGGAGCUGUUCGCUAAAUGCUUUCUGUUCUGGUCACAUGGAAAGGAACAUUCACCCUGCACGUGGAUGUGUUGUUGGUUAUAGGUGCUGAGAGGGAUACACCUUUUCUUCUCAGAGUGUGAUGGUCCCUUCCUCCCUCAAAAUGCAAUUCAUGAUGGGUUGAUCUAUCAUGUUCCCUUUAAAAAAUUACUGUUCUUAUCAGAAGCUCUGGAAUUGCUUUAUCAAGGAAUGGGCAGAUGCGUGGGUGUGAAUCUGGUUGGAAUGGGGGAUUAACACUUUAUGUAAAACCAGGAACAUGUCAGUCGACCAUAACCAGGAGUUGGUGGAAGGAGAGGGGAAUGGAGAUUGUGGGUGGGAGGGAGGUAGACAGGUGCCAGCCCAGCAUCCUGGAAUCACCCUUGGUUCUCACGUAGGAAUGGGUAUACUGACAGGGUGUCGAGGCCGCACUUCCUUUCCCUAUGGGCUGCACCCACAGAAGUACUGAAAAUGUCUUGUCUAUUGGAUAAAUGAGCACUACUGACUUGGUGAUAAAAGUACAUUUUAUUGUCAUGUGCAGUGUCACCUAGUCCUCACAGUGGUCUUUUGGCACAUACUUCUAACAUGCUUGGUAGGAUUUAAGGAACAGUUUUAUGAAUACAACUCUUCGUCUUUGUGCUGAGUGAGCUCUGUGGCUCAGGCAGAGAUGAGUCCUGUGAUCAUGACCUGUUAAGGCCUCAGAUGCAGAGGGAAAUCCAGCAUCUUCAUGACCUGUUGUAUACGAGUCCCCUUUUUUAACCUAUACCUUAAUAUGAUUUAUAUAUGCAACCUUAUUUACAUUUUAAACAUUUCUAUGAAGUCAUGCCAUUUUACAGAGUUGAAAACAGUCAUAGAAUUGAAUGACUUGCCCAAAAUCACAUGACCAAGCCUGGACUAAAAUCCUAGACUGAAGAUUUUUUUGCCUUGGGUUAUACUCUUGUUGCGCUGGUAGACCUGAGCAGUCUGAGACCAACGUUUAUGAAGUAGUUUGCCAUGAAUGCUUAUCAUUUCUCUUGGGCAUGGUUUUCUAUAUCUUCUGAAUACUUUCGACAGGGAUCACCCAAGAAUGCAACAUCUACCUAUAAUAAAUGGGAAGAAAAUUA
Messenger RNA from Chinchilla lanigera (long-tailed chinchilla), 3813 nucleotides. It is a transcript of the gene Gpatch2l, whose product is annotated as G patch domain containing 2-like. The transcript is spliced from 10 exons. The record is from RefSeq and is a predicted model, not a curated record. The coding region runs from base 114 to 1562 and encodes 482 amino acids. NCBI's taxonomy places the organism in Eukaryota, Metazoa, Chordata, Mammalia, Rodentia, Chinchillidae.